Messenger RNA from Hylaeus volcanicus, 9030 nucleotides. RefSeq names its product organic cation transporter protein. Lineage: Eukaryota; Metazoa; Arthropoda; Insecta; Hymenoptera; Colletidae. Gene Ontology annotation, biological process: transmembrane transport. The transcript is spliced from 2 exons. Bases 3545 to 5236 code for a protein of 563 amino acids. The record is from RefSeq and is a predicted model, not a curated record. Gene Ontology annotation, cellular component: membrane. Gene Ontology annotation, molecular function: transmembrane transporter activity.
UGUAAUGUUAUUGGACUUCUUUUUCUAAUCAUCAGUGUAAUAAAUGAAAAUAUUAGGUUGUCCAGAAAGUUCGUGGCAAUUUCUAAGAAACAUUCAAAAACACGUUUGAAUUUUAAUAUAUAUUUAUUGAAUUACAUAGGUGCCAUUUUGUUCCACAACCUUUUCACCCUUUAAGAGAUGUAUGCAUGUUAUUUGUUUUCAACUACUUCGAUACAUUCAGACCUUUACCAUCUACCAAAAAUCGGCAUGGACUUUCCGGACAACCCAAUACAUUUUCUUUGCCUUAUUAUCAUAGGGAAAUAGUCACGUCGAUAUUAUCGAGGUCUCUGUUUUAUGAAGGUCGGAUAAUUAUGAGUCAACCUAUUACUUGAAUAAUGUGUGCCUGGAUGCCACAAAAGUGACCAUAUGUUGUAUCCUUUUUUAUCUUUUUUGAAAAAAAUUCACUAGACCACCUGUGUUUCCAUGAAUUUUCAUCAGAAAGGUCCCUUAAAGGUUUGGCCAAGCCUUUGGUUAUACGAGAAUUGGGUAAGGAAGGUCAGUUAUCUGUCACGCUGACACUCGGUUCGCUGAAUAACUGAUAAACCAACCAUAUCCACCGCUGUCAUUAUCCACUUGCGUUUGUGUCACGUCCCUCUCCCAACUUACGCUACUUCCCUGUAGUACGUGUGCUCGUAAAAGUAAAUCGCAUAAUCGGAUAACGAGAGCUACCUCCUUGGAGAUUGAAUGAAUAACACGCGAUAACUCGAUUCUCAAACUAAGCCUCUUCGACUUCCUCCUUUUCUUCCUCUUAUACUUCGCCAAAGUUCACCACACCGAUUACAAUAUAAACAAAAAUAUUUCUUGUAAAUGAUAACAGUACUUGUGAAUUACUCAUCUUUAUUUUGUACAAUACGAAAUCCACGAAACAAGAAAGAGAAAACUUGUUUCAAACGUUCUAAUCGAUGUUGAAUUCAAUCCAAAGGCAUUCUCUAGCUCUUCAAUACAGAUCUACUGGUGUUGUUAUCAAUGUGUUAAAUUUUACACAGAACGAUCAUUACCAAAGUAUACGAAAAGACUGCAAGUGCUUCGAGUGCUUGUUACAAUAAUAGAGGAUUUCUUAUUGCAAACAUGCAAACUCAAAGUGUCAUUGAAAGAGUGUCUACAAAUUCUGAAUCUUAUAAAUGGUCACUUUCAUAGCAUAUGUACAUUCAGUUCCUACCGCUAUAUUUGACAUUUCUGCUCCUCCUUUGCGAUAAGAUCCUUCUUACCGUUACAUGUAAUGGCCAUAAGCACCCUCCGAGCCAUAUACUAUAUUAGGAACUUGGAUGUGAAGUGCGGGUCGGUACCGAGAAUUACCCAUUUGACCUCUUAUCUAUUUUUCACGUUUGGCUGGGUCAUCGACACACAGCCCGCUGCCGUUAUCACUGGCUAAAUAUUUAAAUCAAUUACAUUUGUCUGAAGAGGAUAAGUUAUUUCCGAAAAUAAGUGUUUUUGAUACCAAAAAUUAUUUGCUCUCAAAAAAAGGAAAGAUUAAUUAGAACACUUAAUAAUUUCACAGAGCGUUUCUAUGGUUUUCGAAGGCCAAGAGUUCUAAUCUUCCUAACGAUCGUGCAAUUUCGUCGCAUGGACAUGCUACGCUUGUGCUAUUUAAUUAUUAAUUAUCUACAGGUUGUAAUCGUUUUCGUUUACAUAAAAGUACGGUUUAUUUGGUUCAAUCUCGAAGUAAUAUAAAUUAAAAUAAUAAUAUAAAUUUUAAAAAUAGUACUAUAAAUUGUUACGAUAAGCUUUCAACAUUUCUUUUGUUUUAACUUAAUCACAUUUCAUGACGUCUAACGUCCAAUUAAUUUAACGUGACGUAUCAACGAUACGACAGAUAUUUAUAGUUACGAAAAUAUCUCGUACCAAAUAAAAGAAGUUUGAGAUUAAAUUAUUCCAAAAACAUAAUUACAAUUAAUUGGUGCCUUAAUAAUUAAUAUUUCACAUUUUUACACUGGUAAUUGUAGAAUCAUAAUGAUAGGAGUUAGAAAGUAAAUAACUUCUUCAUUUCAUGUCUUUCAAUAUCAAUACUUUAAAUUAAAUAGUAACGUAUUCGGAAGAAGCUAACUUCAAAGUGAAAUGUUUUUGUGCACAUUAAUAAUGAUAAUACUGACGAUGAGUGGAGGAUAUUGAUCUAUAACUGUAUUAAUUGCAAAUAUCUCAAUGUAAACCUAUGCAUCUCCUAAAAUAAAAACUUGUAGACAAAGAAGUUGAAUAAAUUCUCUAUCUCCUCUCAGAAGGAAAAGAUUUAAUAAAACCUCUGUUUUUCAUCUUCGAUUAUUCAAUAUUUAUCGCCGAUUUUUUAUUCUUGUCAUUUUGUUUUAUUGUGCAAACUCGUUUUCUGAUCAUUUUUGUUUCCGUUUCUAAUUCUGCCAAGUAACUUUGACCACGAUGUGUCGAAAGGUACUGUGACGUAAUCCUCUUUCCCGAUUCAUCCGAUAGCUCGCGGAUCACAGCUUGACAAACACUAGUCUGUAUUAUCGGCAGCAUUCAUUUCAUCACAUGUAUUAUACACUAUAGCUUAUAUAUUAUUCAUGUGAUCAAUUCGAUUGGACGACUUCGCUUGCAUUAGCUUCCCGUCUAGUGCACGUAGGUAAACGAUCAGGCUCCCAGCUAUUUACGAAUCUAUCAGUUCAUCCAACGCUUCGUAUGAUAACGUGCACAAGUAUAAAUAACGAUAGCUGGAUGACAGCUACAAACACAGAUACGUUAACCACUAACAAGAGCUGAUCAGUCAUAAAUUUGCUUAAAAAUAUCUCGCACCGCUGCGGCUCUAUCCGUCAGAGAAUUUUUAUUUAGUAGCGCCAUGUCUUCAUUAUCUCCUACCAAUAAGAAGUACACGACUCGUUCGCCAGAGCGCAUCGAAGAGUCCGAAACGUUCGCAGACGGUUGCCAUACUUUCGGUUGUCGAUCAUCCGCCGCUUCGACCACCGCCAUUUUUCCAUCUCGAGUAUCCAAAUUCAAUAACCGCACCUAUGAUAAUUCGUCCACGGUGGUCUAAGUGGGCAAAAUAGCCGAACCAACACCGAGAUACUUCUAAAAAGAAAUGCACACGAGCUCCCAAGAACAGCUGUGAAUUAAGUAAAAAGUAAAUGUAAGGCAUUCUCCGUACACGAAGCAUCCGUCCAGUCGCUAUUCGUGUGAAUAAUUCCAUCCAGCAAUUCAGUUUCCCGUGGGCACCAGAACAGACCAGUCCACGCGUCCACGCGAUCACGAUACUUCCAACUGUUCAUUCUAAUCGUCUCGUCUUAUCGGCCGCUCCACUAAACGGUCAAUUGACUUGGGUAAUUACCUAAACUCAGAAGCGAGUUUAGAGCAACGAAAGAUCCCCCUACAAAAUCAUUCUAACAUUACCUAAGCCAAGGAACAGAUAGGAGUCGAUCGUAACAGGAUGGCAUGAUCUUGAAACCUUGAAGAAGAAACUUAAAAACAAUCGUCGGAUGUUAUCGAAAUAAACAACGUAAAAUCGUAUCGUAUCGCUCCAAGGACAAGUGUUUCCAGUAGUGUAUCAAUUAGAACCGAAGUGACCAUGGCGAGCGUGGACAGAAACCUCGAAGAGCUAAUGGCUCACUUGGGCGAGUUCGGUAAAUACCAGUGCUGGCAAUUCUCUCUGCACAUAAUCGGUGCCUUGACAGCAGGUCUCCACAUGCUAACACUGCUGACGGUCGCCGCUGUGCCGCCACAUAAGUGCAACAUCCCCGAAUCCACGUCUAUGAUAGACUCGUUCAACAUGACGUCCUCCACGUGGAAUUCAUCCGCGCUACUAGAGGGUCUUCCUCGAGCCAUCGACUCCUGCCGCUACCUAGACGCCAAUAAUACAAUUCAAAACUGCGAAUCGUGGACCUACGACACCCAGUACUUCAAAUCGUCGCGUGGAAUGGAGUGGAACUUUGUCUGCUCGCAGCGAUGGAUGGGCUCGGUAGCCCAGUCCACCUACAUGUUCGGAGUGUUCAUCGGUGCUGUAACGUUGGGUAGCUUGGCGGACAAGUACGGACGAAAGAUAAUAUUCUACGUGUCCUCCGUGGCGCAGCUGAUCCUUGGAGUGUCCGUGGCCUUGGUUAACAACUACUACGUCUUCCUCGUUCUGCGAUUCCUAUACGGCAUAUUCGGUUCAGCAGGUGCCUAUAUAACAGGAUUCGUCCUCACGAUGGAGCUGGUGGGACCGUCAAAGAGGACCGUCUGCGGAGUGAUGUUCCAACUAGCUUUCGCCGUUGGUUUUAUGCUGGUUGCCGUGUGGGGAGCCGUGAUCAAGGACCGAGUGUGGCUGCAGAUCGCCUACGGGCUCCACAGCGCCCUCCUCGUCGGUCACUGGUGGCUCAUGGACGAGUCGCCCAGGUGGCUUUGGGCCCAAGGUCGAGUCAGCGAAGCCUUAGUGAUCGUGCGCAAGGGCCUGAACAUGAACGGUAACAACGUGGACAUAGACGCUGCGAAAAUGGUUAGCGAGGCGAAGGUGCAGAGCGCGGACAAGGAAGACCGAUCGUACGGGGCUCUGGACCUCUUCAAGACACCCAAUCUCAGAAAGAAAACGUUGAACGUGUGUCUGAAUUGGUUCGCCAACUCUCUAGUUUAUUACGGGCUGUCGCUGAACGUGGGCAACCUGGUGGGUAACCCAUACUUAAUGAUGUUCCUGAGCGGAUUGGUCGAACUGCCGUCAUACAUUCUGAUGUUCUUUCUGAUGGAUCGCACCGGAAGAAGGUGUAUGGUCAGCACCUUCAUGUUGAUCGGCGGCGUGUGCUGCAUAAUCGCGUCCAGUAUUCCAACUGGGUCCGACGUGGCUGCUACCGCCAUCGUGGUCAUCGUCCUCUUCGGGAAGGCCUGCAUCGCUGGCUCCUUCGCGGUCAUUUACAAUUACACCGCGGAACUGUUCCCAACAGUGGUCAGGAACACCGCUCUGGGAAUAGGCUCGAUGUGCGCGCGUCUCAGCGGUGCUCUAACUCCCAUGAUCAUGCUGUUGGAUUCCUUGAAUCCCAAAGUGCCGGCGAUACUGUUCGGUUUCGUCGCUCUGGUGUCCGGUCUGCUGUCGUUGUACUUGCCCGAAACGGUGAACCAGCCCAUGCCCGAGACCAUCGAGGACGGUGAGAACUUUGGCAAGGACGACACGUGCUUCACCACGUGCUUGGGAUCCAGCAGAAAAGACAGCACCACUUACGAAGUCACGAUGAGCCAGCUGGGCGACAAGGAGGAAAAGGAGAGAUUGAAUCAGAGCGGGGAGACCGCGUAACGAACUUCCUCUUGAUGUUCAAGUUCGACGAAUGGCGACGCUUUGUUGCCAGAGUGAUGUACGAGCAUCGAACGACAGACUGAAUUUGUUGCGGUACUGUUUUGUAACUCGGCAUUGCAGAAGCGUAUGGUUACAAGCACUUGUGUUUGUUUAUGGUUUCUCGAGUUCUCGACGACGAUUGGAGAAUAGGACUACCGUUCCAACGCGCUGGCGCCGUUGUUUGCAUACACGUUAAGCGUAAAUGUACUUGCGUUUACCGGCCAUAAUUUGAAAAGCCUUGGAUCGCGUCUCGUUGCUUCGCGUGUGUUACGAGUCGCUGUUAAACUCUGAACGGCUUGUUGCGUGGAUAAACGUUCUAGUUAAGAGCUAGAUAAGAAGUGUUUCGAAAUGAAUAUUACCCUCUUGAACAGAGUGAUAGUGGCUAAGUUAGAGACGUUUUCGACUAAGAAUAUGAGUUGUAUCUUACCGUUUCUACGUAUAAGUUAAACCUAGAGCUACCGACUAUUAUGAUUUCUGCAAUAUUUUAUAAAGUAGAUAUGGAACAGGCAAAUCAAUUCGUGAGUAUACAGGGUAGAGCCAGUAAGUGUAACAAGUCAUAACUUCAUUAUCAGUACUAUUGGAAUAAAAUGUCAGAGGAAAUUUAUGAAUAGUUCAGUAGGAGAGACCGUGGUCAAUUGAACUAUGAAUCGACAAAAACAUGUAAACUAACUUUGAAAUGGUUAGUGAUAAGGACAGGGCGUUGAGAUUGAAUAAUUGUCUCUGUGACAAAUGCAUUAUCAAUAAUUUAGUCAUUGUUCAAAAUGUUCAGAAUAUACAGUGGAUGUAGAAAGUAUUCUUACACCGAUCAAUUUUCAAAAAAACUAUGUGAACUUGUAAUUUAUUAACUUCUUUUUUAUAAGCAAUGAUAUUCUAUAUAUUCAUGAAAAUCUCUAGAAUAGAUAGAGAAUAAAAAAAUUAGUUAUUUAUAUAAGUUGCGAAAUUAACAAGAAAAAACAAUAAAUUGAUAGAAAUACAGAAGCAAUAACUAUUCGUACAAUUGCUAAAUUUUUAAAACUUCAUAGAAAAAAAAAGGAAAAUUACGUUAAUUUAUAAAUAAUUAAUACUUCGUGGGAUUUCCUUUUGAUUUUAUAAUUCCUACAACCCUUCUAGCCAUUAAAUUAACUAUCAUAAAUGUCGAUGUUAUUCGGAGUGGGAUCUUCUUCCAUUCCUCUGAGCAUUUUUUAUAAGAGCAUUUUUUAAAACUUCUUUACUGGAAAUGUGAUGUUUUCUAAUUCAUACGAAGUAAUAAACUAAUGUGUUUAUGUUACAAACUCUACUGUAAAUGAUUCGUCAUAAGAACCGUACGAAUAAUUAUUGCUUCUAUAUUUCUGUUGAUUUUUCGUAUUUUCUUGUUAAUUCCGCAAAUUAUAUAAACGAGUAAUUGUUGUUUGAACUAUAUACAUAUAUCUAUUCUAGAGAUUUCCGAGAAUAUGUAGAAUAUCAUUGAUUAUAAAAAAGAUGUUAAUAAAUUACAAUUUCACACAAAAGUUUUUUACGAAAAUUGAUCGGUGUAAGAAUACAUUUUACACCCACUGUAUGGGUCAAAUUGACUGGCUUGAUGGCUUUAGUGUUAAAGGAACUUCGUUAGACGAAGAGAACAGCAUUUCGAUAUACAAGAACAACUGUCUUUGUUGCAUAAAAGUGCACGAAGAACAGAGUGCAAUAAAAUAUUGUAUGUGCGAAGAUGGAAUCAAUUCAUUUUAUCAUACAGAAGUAUCGUUCAGUUGUUAAAUCCAUAAUUAAUCCUAUUAUUAGAUUAUUAUUGUUAUUAUUAUUAGUAGUCUACAUUGUAUAAGUAUCAUAUGGUAUUCAAUCAAUUGUUGCCUAGUUUGAAUAACAAACAAAAAUCUCCAAUCGAGUCAUGGCAAUUGAGUUUUCCUUGUAUUAAUACAAUGACAACUUGAUCACUUUAAUUAUUUUUUAUAUUAUUACUAAUUCAAGUUAUUCAUUUUCUAAAUUUCCAUUUGAAGCGUACAUAUAGACUAUAUGUAUGUAUAUUUCUUGCGAGAUGAUUUUUUGCUUCAAAAUUCAUAACGUCAAUUAGAAUUCUUUUAACCCAAACGGCUACAUUCGAUAAGGUACAAAAUUCUCAGAAUAAAAGUAAUCAAAUAUGUUUUCUUUAAAGCUAUAAUAGCUUCCGAGAUAUUCGAGUAUAAAAUGGUAAUCUUUGAAUUGAUAUAUUACGUGCGUUUCUUAUCAGCGCUACUUCAGAAGUUGUGUGUCUUUGAAAAUAUCCAGCUCGGAGCAGAACGAACUUGAGGAUCUAUUAUAGAAGAUCAUUCGAGGACAAUCCAAGUCAAAUUGUUGCUAGCUAAUUAUGAAUUAAUAACUAAUUAAUUCUCACACAGAAACUAGUGUUCCAUUUUAAAUACGAGGCUGAACUUGAACACUUACAAGAGCUAUAUUGUAAUUAACCUUACAUGCUUAUUUGAAGUAUAACCAGAGAAAAUAAUAAUUUGAAUAGGUUCAGUAGUGGCUAAAAUAAUUAAGAUGAUUAAGCUGUGUUGUUCAUCCAAUGCAAUGACAUAGAUAGGAGAUAUUACCUAUUUUUAUACCAUAUGUAUCGACUAGAUAUUAAGUUAUACAAUUCAGACAGCGUAAUAUAUACGAAAAGAACGUAAAUUGUACAGUGAAAGCUGCAUGUUGAAAAUAGCAAUCGUUUCUGUAAUGUAAUCAGGGGCAUAGGUAGUGAGAGAAGUUCUCGAACCAAGAAUCCUCGCUUCUCUCUGCCGUUCCAUCGUUUGUAAGUGAAGUAUUCGUUUCAUAAUUUUCAAAUAACGUUAUCAAUUACGUGUAAGCCAUUGAAUAAUAUUAAAAGAUAUAACGAAUGGUAAGUACCUGAAACGGAGAUAAAUGAAUAAUACGUAACAUUGUAUUUGAAUUAUUAGGAGAGAGUUAGCCAAUUUAAAUAUUUAUUAUUACUGGACUGCGGAUUUUAUGCAUACAGGGUGUCCCAGAACUCCUUUAAGAACCAGAAAUGGAGCUGACACAAUUCUGAACAAUUUCCUUUGCAAAAAUGUCGGUGGAGGCUUCACUUUUUAAUUAUUAACGAAAAACUGCGCGGCGUAGCUAGCACUGUGAUUGGUCGGUGUUUUUCGUUAAUAAUUCAAAAAUGAAGCCCUCACCGACAUUUUUGCAAAGGAAAUUGUUGUUUAGAAUCUUGUCAACUACCUCCCAUUUCCGGUUCUUGCGGGAGUUCUGGGACACCCUGUAUAUUUUAUAUGCUUUACAGGCAUGAGAAACAGAUAGUAAACAUAUACAGAACGUAUACACAUAUAUAAAAUGAAAUAUUAAUUACUAUUACGUCAAAUUAGUACAUUAUGUACUAUCAAAGCAAAUAGCAAAAGUUUGGACACAUUUUUGUAAUUCUACUUAUUUAUAUUAUAAUCUUUAUUUAGAAUUGACUUAAGUAAAACUACGUUUUGAGUAACAUUAUAUUACAUCGCAGUCUUCUGUUCAUUUUCUUAGAUAAAUUAACGAUUUCUAAUUUUAAGUAGGUAUUUACUUUGUUAUAACCGAAACAAAACACAUGUAUAAGUUAAAUAUUUAGAUUUGAAAUUUAUUUAACACGUAUGAUUUAUAGUACAUUUGUCGUUUGAUAGAGGACCCGUCUCUCGUUUAAAGUCUUGUAACCUAUUUUAUAGCUAUUAUAUCCAAAAUUUAAGUAGCCUAUUAAGUUACUUCUGUUGAAACAUAAAGAGCAGCUGAUCAAAAUUUUAUCUGAAUUAAACAAAAAUUGUAGAAUUUGUAGAAAA